AUGCAAAUGGACGGCGGACUUGCCGAUUCCUUUUAUUAUGCGCAGCCCACGGGCUCAAACCCUCGAAUGGCAUAUGCCCCUACGGGCUACGCUGGCGAUCCCCAGAUGCAGCAGGAACCUGUCCCUCAGGGGAGGGCGGGUGUCGAACCACCGCCCAAGACUUUUCACUGCUCGACUUGCAACAAAGGCUUCGCAAGACGCAGUGACCUUGCUCGACAUGAACGUAUUCAUACCGGGGUGAGACCCCACGCUUGCGAGUGGCCUGGCUGUGGAAAGCAGUUCAUUCAGCGCUCAGCCUUGACAGUUCACUCCCGUGUACACACUGGAGAGAAGCCGCAUAUGUGCGAGAGAUGUGGCAAGCCCUUCAGCGACUCGUCCUCACUAGCCAGACAUCGCCGCAUUCACUCCGGCAAGCGCCCCUACAAAUGCCCCUACGCCAACUGCCAGAAGACGUUCACCCGCCGUACGACGUUGACAAGACAUCAAAAUCACCACACCGGGACCAUCGAAGAGGCUGCUGCUGAAACUGAAGCCCAGUUGCGGCAAAACAAGGAUCGUGGACGCCCUGGCGAAGGAAUGUUCUCUGAGCACGCGUCCAUCAACUCUACACCGUCACCCGCACAUCACGCCUCUAUGUCUCCAGGUGGCGAGCUUCCGCCGCUGAACAUGCACCGCUCCAGCGACUACUACAUGGGCACUGGACCUAUUCCGCCUCAUGUGCGUGGUGAUUUCCCCCAAGGCAGCCCUCGGGCGUCCCCAACUGCGACCUCUCCCUCGCUGUCCAGCUACGGCAGUGCGCCCCAUGCUCGGCCAUCCAUGACCUCACAUCCAUACGCUCCACCGCAACCUCUCGAGCCUCCGGCGAAUAGUGAUCACCGUCCCAACAGUGUGAACGGCAGCCCCCACAUGACCAGUCUUGGUUGGGCCUCACCGUCCCACGGUAGCAUGCCAUCACCCGGAUCGGCCAACGAUUUUACCUACCCCGAGCCCACAGGCCCAGCGUACCCGACGUCGAUGCCGCCGCACAUGUACUUCCCGAAUUCUACUAUCCGGCGGCCUACGAGCACUGAGCCCGAGAACUACGAAAUGAAGGGCCGAGGUGAUAAUUCAUGGUCUACAGCUGUAUGA
Messenger RNA from Penicillium bovifimosum, 1128 nucleotides. RefSeq names its product putative C2H2 finger domain protein. Gene Ontology annotation, cellular component: nucleus. The record is from RefSeq and is a predicted model, not a curated record. The transcript has 3 exons. The coding region runs from base 1 to 1128 and encodes 375 amino acids. Gene Ontology annotation, biological process: regulation of transcription by RNA polymerase II. Lineage: Eukaryota; Fungi; Ascomycota; Eurotiomycetes; Eurotiales; Aspergillaceae. Gene Ontology annotation, molecular function: RNA polymerase II cis-regulatory region sequence-specific DNA binding; DNA-binding transcription factor activity, RNA polymerase II-specific.